Paecilomyces variotii is the source of this 1518-nucleotide messenger RNA. RefSeq lists its product as hypothetical. The record is from RefSeq and is a predicted model, not a curated record. NCBI's taxonomy places the organism in Eukaryota, Fungi, Ascomycota, Eurotiomycetes, Eurotiales, Thermoascaceae. The transcript is spliced from 2 exons. The coding region runs from base 1 to 1518 and encodes 505 amino acids.
AUGUCAGUUGAACGACAUCUUUUGCAUGGCAAAAUCACUUAUUCCCAGGCCAAGGACGAAGAGGUGAAUAUUGUUCAUCAGCUUGGAUACUGCUCACGACGCAAUGACUUCUUCGGAUUCAUCCGCGCUCGCCGCAGUCUUAUUGAAAAAAAGGUCGCCCAUCAUCUAAAAGUUUCAUCAAACAGUUGCCACGCGGCUGAUAUUGAUAGCUGGAUGCAUGGGAGCUUCAACCUUUGUGUUCCUGUGGAGGUCGAAGACUUUGGGCAUGUCAUCAUUCGCUUCCCUCUUCCCUACCGUGUCGGUGACAGUUUUUACUCAGGAAACAGCGAUGAAAAAAUCACAUGUGAGGCUGGCACAUACGCAUGGAUGUAUCAAUGCUGCCCUAAUAUACCGAUUCCGCGUCUACAUGGUUUUGCUUUAAAGUCUGGCCAAGGGUUCACAACUCUUCAGCGCUCACCACUAUUUCGUCGCCUGCUACACCGAUCCUAUUGCUGGUUGUUAUCUCUCCUGGGAUAUCCAGCCCCUUCAAACUUCAUACGAGAUGACGACAAAGUCGGAAAUGAGCUAGGGCCGUAUAUGAUUCUUGACUAUAUCAAAGAAGGAAAAAUGCUCUCUACAACAUGGGCGCAGCUGAAGAGUCAGGAGAUAUUGCGAGAAAACCUUUUCCGAGAUAUCUCUAAAGUCAUGUUGACCAUGAGUCGAGUGAAGUUGCCUAGGAUAGGUUCUUUCAUCAUUGAUGAAAACGGUUACCUCCUCCUUGUGAACAGGCCUCUAACACUUAUGCUACAUGAUCUGGAGAACGAAAAUAUUUCCGUUGACAUGCCACGGGAUCGGACUUUUUCCACCGUCGAUUCAUAUGUUAACAACCUUCUCAUGUGUCAUGACAACCGACUUCGCUUUCAGCCAAAUGCUGUGAAGACUGGUAGUGACUGUGUUUCCCAAAUGACAGCUCUGGCUUUAAUGAGGACUGUGAGACCCCACUAUUUUGACUCUCAGCUUAAUGAUGGCCCUUUUGUUUUUGGUUUGACUGAUCUGCAUGCGAGUAAUAUCUUUGUCGAUGAGAACUGGCGUAUCAAAUGCCUUAUAGAUUUAGAAUGGGCUGCUUCUCUUCCUAUCGAGUUUAUGCGUCCUCCUAUAUGGCUUACUAGUCAAGCGGUUGAUGAGAUUGACAUCGAUGAGUACGAUGGAAUGCGACAGGAUUUCAUGUCUAUUUUCGAAGAAGAAGAAGAGAGAAGUUGCUUACCUGAAUACAGCCUGCGACGGACAAGGAUCAUGGAAAAAGGUUGGGGGUUAGGAACAUUCUGGUACGGCACAGCCUUGCGAAGUCCAACAGCUCUUCACGCCAUCUUCUACGACCGGAUUCAGCCAUCCUAUUCAGAGAAGCAUGCCAAAGACACGAACUUCUACCUCAUUGUUUCUCGAUAUUGGGGACGUGAACCUGCAGCGUUCAUUAGAUCCAGACUCGAGGAUAAGGCAGCAUAUGAUGUCAAGCUUCGAGAGAUGUUUGGAAGGAUCUGA